Molecule: messenger RNA, 356 nt
Organism: Centruroides sculpturatus (bark scorpion)
Lineage: Eukaryota; Metazoa; Arthropoda; Arachnida; Scorpiones; Buthidae
Product: deoxyuridine 5'-triphosphate nucleotidohydrolase-like
Exons: 4
Coding region: 1-309 (102 amino acids)
Biological process (GO): dUMP biosynthetic process; dUTP catabolic process
Molecular function (GO): magnesium ion binding; dUTP diphosphatase activity
Source: RefSeq, a predicted model, not a curated record
AUGAUCUAUAAUUUUAGUGCUUACGAAUACAUAAUACCAUCCAUGGGAAAAGAAUUAGUAAAAACAGACAUUCAAGUGGCUAUACCCGAAGGAUGUUACGGUAGAGUUGCUCCUAGAUCUGGUUUAGCCAGCAAACAUUUUAUUGACGUUGGAGCUGGAGUGAUUGACCAAGAUUACAGAGGAAAUCUUGGAGUUAUUCUUUUUAAUUUUGGACCUACAGAAUUUAAAGUAUGCAAAGGUGAUCGAAUUGCACAGCUGAUUUGUGAACGUAUAUGUUAUGCAGAUAUUGAAGAAGUUGAGGUAAAAUAAUAGUAAUUUUAAAAUAUAAAAUAUCUAAAUCAUAAUAUAAUAAUUAA